AUGUCUAUGUCCCGUUUUUCAUUGUCAUUUCUUCGACGCGCGCCAAAUUUGCAAUUUUUUAAAACACAACAGCGAAUUAGGUUAGCAAAUAUUGUGACGAAACGUUUAUACUCAGCUGAAAUAGCUCCUAAUGCUAGAGCAUGUGGCUUGGAUUUGCUGAUUACAAAUCUCACUCAGGAAAGCAGCCUCGAAGGAGCUGAAAUCAAUACAGUUACAAGUGUUGAUGGUCUCAAGAAGAUUUGCUCAAAGUUGGAAAGUCCAAUAAAUGGUGAAAUUUCUGUAAAAGUUUUGGUACGUUUUGCUGAACUUGCUAAUGAAAGUUUUGGUAUUCAGAAAGCAGCAGUUUAUUUGAAGAAAACAUUGUUAGCCGAAAUGGACAAAUCAUUGAAAAGUGAAAAGCUGAAUAUGAACUCGACGCUUGAAACUAUGUGCGCAUUAAUUAUUCUCGAACUUACCCAAGAAUCCAUCUUCGAAACAUUGAUCGAUAUAUUACGACAGCAGUUUUCCACUGAUGUGUUCUCUGUUCCGGUCUCACCAUUGGUUCGUUUAGCUGCUUUAGUAAGCAUUAAAAAGAUCCGCCUGCCCGACGAUUUAUUCUGUCAGAUGAGAGAAUGGUUGCAGUUGAAGGCAAGUGAGAUCACAGAGCCAAAAGAUAUUGUUUCCGUGAUUGCAUAUUGGAAUAAAAGUGACAGUUGGUUCAACAUAUUUGUUGAAAAAGCAAAAAGCUGUAUAUCGUCGAUGUCUUCCAGUGAACUGAUUGACAUGAUGUCAAGUUUGGCAAAUAGUUCAUGCCGACCGCCCCAUGUUUUGCGUCUCAUCUGCGAUGCUUUCGAGCAGAAUAAGAAGGACGUAACGAUCGACCAGCUGGUGCUAUUAGCACAAUCAGCUGCAAAAUUGAGGUUCAUGGAUAAUAGGUUUCGGCGAAUUAUAGCUGAAGAAACUUUAACCAAUAUCAGUCGUUUCACUAAGUGGUCACAAAUUAAUGCGAUUGUUCAUUCGAUGGCGAAAUUACAUAUUGGAAAUCUUAAAACAUGGAAUGCUAUUGCUGCAUGGAUUAAUAAUAAUCAAAUGAAUGCUGCUCAAACCGAAUUAUCAUACGCUGUGCAUUGGUGUGCAAUUGGUGGCAAAGGUGAUUUAAUUCAAGAAGCCAGUGGAUAUUUGUGCGAAAAGUUGGCUUGCUCAAAUAUUGACUCACCCAAGAUGUGGCUUAGUACAGUCUAUGCUUUAGCAGCAUGCGACAGGUUAUCACCAGAACUGGCACAAACUGUCUUACAACCGUCAUUCGUCGCAAAUGUAUUAGAAGGGUUGAGUGGCUUUCGAAAACUAAUGGCUUUAAUAACCAUUGCUCAAGUACAGCAUUUUUUGAAAUCAAUAUUAAAUAAAACCUAUAAAGGACCUUCAGUGGACAUUUUGGAUCUAAUGCAGAUCUCGUCAACAACAUUGAGUGAUAUGGCUUUGAAAUUGCGUUACGGAAAGAGCGAUGAAGGUAAUGUUCGAUAUUUUCAUUCAUUGUUGCAUAAACUGGUUCCGGUGAAUUCACAUGCAUUUCCUCCUGCUCUUACUGAGGAUGGAAUUUUUAUUAAUGCAAUCAUCAAGCUUGAUGUUAAAGGGAAUCGUUUUGUUCCGCUGAGCCAUUUUGAGGAAACGAAGGUACCUCGUUUGGCUGUAAUUUAUCUCUCCUGGAGAGAUCGCACUUUACCGUAUGAUGAUGACGAUAAGAGCACUCUGAUGGGACCAGCUUUGUUAAAUAUGCGCUUACUGAAAGCCAGAGGGUUUAUUCCUGUAUUAUUUUCGCAAGAUGAUUUCGAUUCUAACGCGUCAUUGAAGCAGCAGUUCAUCCGUAUUAAAACAAAACUUGAAGAAGCCUUAAAUGACAAUGGAAUUAGAUAG
Molecule: messenger RNA, 1890 nt
Organism: Cercopithifilaria johnstoni
Lineage: Eukaryota; Metazoa; Nematoda; Chromadorea; Rhabditida; Onchocercidae
Source: the annotation of a GenBank genome assembly